This is a messenger RNA of Plasmodium cynomolgi strain B, 2586 nucleotides long. RefSeq names its product rhoptry protein. The record is from RefSeq and is a predicted model, not a curated record. Bases 1 to 2586 code for a protein of 861 amino acids. Lineage: Eukaryota; Apicomplexa; Aconoidasida; Haemosporida; Plasmodiidae. The transcript is spliced from 8 exons.
AUGCGAAGCAAGCUCUUUGUUACACUUUUUAUAACUUGUCUGGUGACGCUUUCAUAUGUUCAGGUGCUAGGGAAAGAACAUUUCAGCGGAUUUGUGAACAAAAAAUUAAAGAAUCUUUUACAAUGUAACCUGGUGGCGUAUUACAACCUCAGAGACAAUGGACCCGAUCCGAAUUCCUUCCUCGACUUUGUCGGGGAGCCGGAGCAAUUCUACUGGUUUAUAGAACAUUACCUGUCGGUGCCAUUCAGUAUCCCGAAGAAUAUGAAAAAUAAAAAAGGGAACAACUUUAAGUCAUGCGUCAACAGAUCGUGGGUAUCCGAGUUCUUAAGGAAAUAUGAAGAACCAGAUAUAAACGAAUUAAUGAAAUUUUUAGAUAAAGAACAGAAGGUGUAUUUUUCAUACACCUUUGAAAAUGUAGAACCCGUUGCAAAGUACACAUCCUUUCCUCUAAAGGAAUUUCACAAGUACUGCAUCUUGCCACCUCUGAUAGAAACAAACAUUAAGCAGAAGGACAGUGGAAAAAUGCUCUCGUUACAGUUAAAUCGAGAGGAAUAUAAAAUAUAUUUAAGUUCCGUCGGAACACCAAUGUCUGCUUUAAAAAAUUUAUAUCUAAGUAUGGAAGAUGGAGAGAAAAAAGGCAUCUUGAAAAACAUCGUGGAAACUAAAGGGACAAAUGAUGUGUUUGUAAACUGUCCAGUUUAUGAUUUAAAAUUGCAUUACAAUAAAGAGUGUGGUUCUCAGCCGAAUAUUUUAAAAUGUCUUGAUAAUUACAUAAAAGAAUUAUGUGAAAGAAGAAUAUCAGGUCCCUAUGUUCAAAAUUUUAAGAAAUUUUUAACCAGGGGUGACGUACAUUUAGUAAAACCACAAUCCGUUUGGGGAAUUCCUUUGUUUACUACAUACAAGCCUAGAGAUAUACAGAAUUCCAAGAAUAAUGUUCCUUCUGAUGUUUUUAAAGUGUUGAGCAGCAAGAACAAAUUGUUUUUAUCUUUCUUCGAUGAAAUACCCAAGAGUCCCUACUACAUGGAGGAAUCUCAGCCGCUCAUCAAACUGAGCGACUUCGCCUCCAGCAUUUUUGACAAGCUUCAUAGAUUCUUUUACGCUUUCAAGAAGAAGGGAAAUGAAAUAAGUCCCGUUUCAAUCAAAGAAUUAAUCCACAACAUCAGCGAUUUUAGCCUUAAACAUGACACAAUUGAGUGCAAAGCUGUGAAGAAGAGUUUGAACCUGGAUCUGGAAGUCGAAGUUGCAAAGGGAGUGGCUGCAGAAAAAAUUUGCAAAAUCAUUGAAGGUUUAGUCCUGAUCAAAGGGAAAAAGGAAAAAUCAGUGAAAAAACAAAUGGACGAUGUACAUAAAGGAUUUCGUAUGCAAUGCAUUUUAAUAGGAACUCAUGUAGAGGCAUUCAACAUUGUAAGGCAACUUUUAAACAUGGAAAGCAUGCUAUCCUUAACAAGAUAUACCUCUUUAUAUUUACACAAAUUUUUUAAAAGUGUAACUAACCUGAAAGAAAAAUUUUUAUAUGAAAAUCCAAUUGCAAUAAGACAUGCUCGUGCAUGUGGUAGAGCUAUUUUGCAUGUACCGGCAGUUCUGUACAGACGAAACAUAUACAUAGCGGAGACAUUUUUGUCAUUAUAUUUGGGUCUCUCCAAUUUAGUUUCUUCCAAUCCAAGUAGUCCCUUUUUUGAAUAUGCGAUCAUUGAAUUUUUAGUUUCUUACUUCAAUAAAGGUUCCGAGAAGUUCCUUCUUUACCUAUUUUCUAUCGUUUCGGUUCUGUACAUUAACAUCUACUACUAUGAGCAGUUGUAUUGCCACCACAGAGAGCAGUUUGAGCUUUUAAGGUCAAAGAUGAUUCACCCAAAUGUCGCAGAACGUAUUUUAGAAAAUAUUAAAACGUUGAUGAAGAGCCCCAGGUACACGAAGAUGCGUUCCUUUUACAUGAAGUUUGAGAGUGAGGAUAUGUUUGACAAGAGGAAGGUUUUCGAGGUGCUGUACUCCUUCGACGAAUUCCUAAACAGCUCAGACGCUCAGCAGAAGGCGAAAAUGCAGGAUAUAUCAGACGAGUCAAUCGAUUUAGACACCACGAGUGAUGGAAUUGGGUUGAGAAAAGAAGAUCUCUUUUUUGAGUCAGAACAAGGUUCCAUGGAGUCUGUGGAUGACAUGGAAGAAGGUCUCGAAGGAGUUGAUACAAACCAACGGAAAAAGGCAGCUGAGUAUUUAAAAAUGGUUUCAGAUGAGGAAAAAGCGAAUCUGGCGGAUAAGAAUAAGGAGUUAGAAUUAGAUUUAUAUAAAUAUAUAGGAACUCUAAACCAGGCUAGCUUAGGAGUUGGAACUAUUUCUUCCCAUUCCCCCAGCACUGCUGCUCGGAUGGGACUUAGUUCAGCCGGAAGCGGAGCUAUUAGACCGGCGUCCAAAGGCGUGAAUCAAAGAUUAGCACAAAUGGGAAAAGACCUUAAAAGGAUGAAAGGAAAGGAUGCUUCGAAACUUAGAAAAGGAGCCGAUUUCUACGAAUCAACGGUUUCUCUUAACCAAGCACCUUCUGAUGAAUCUACCAGUGAGGGAAAAGGGUCUAAUACAAAUGUGUCGAUAGAGUAG